This is a messenger RNA of Pararge aegeria (speckled wood butterfly), 3528 nucleotides long. RefSeq names its product programmed cell death 6-interacting protein (gene ALiX). Gene Ontology annotation, biological process: mitotic cytokinesis. The record is from RefSeq and is a predicted model, not a curated record. NCBI's taxonomy places the organism in Eukaryota, Metazoa, Arthropoda, Insecta, Lepidoptera, Nymphalidae. Gene Ontology annotation, cellular component: endosome. The transcript has 14 exons. The coding region runs from base 33 to 2543 and encodes 836 amino acids. Gene Ontology annotation, molecular function: protein binding.
UUCAUUUCACAAACAAAAUAUCAUUCGCAGAAAUGGCUGAAUUGCUAUGUGUUCCGUUAAAGAAAUCAACUGACGUUGAUAUCGUCAAACCUUUGAAGAACCUAAUCCAUUCGACGUACAACACAGGGGAUCUCAAUGAAGACUUUACUGAAGCUAUCAAUGAGCUCAGCCGGCUUCGAACCAACGCUAUUUGGAAAGUGUUCGACAAGUCGUCGUCGCUAGACGUUCUUUACAGCUACUAUGAUCAGCUGGUAUCCCUGGAGAGCAAAAUUCCACCACAAGAGGUGCAGAUCCCAUUCAAGUGGAAAGAUGCCUUCGUCAAGGGUAUCCUGUUUGGAGGCCGGUUUAGUGUCACUGUUAGCUCACUAGCAUACGAGCGGAUGUGUAUCUUAUUCAACAUGGCGGCUCUGCAGAGUACAAUAGCAGCACAGCAGCCUCUCGACACUGAAGACUCUCUUAAACUGGCCGCUAAAAUGUUCCAGCAAGCAGCGGGUAUAUUCGCGUACAUGAAAAGCAAUAUAAUGAUGGCGGUGCACCAGGAGUCCACCCCUGAUCUCCACCUCGAAACACUACAAACGCUCUCGCAGCUGAUGCUUGCGCAGGCCCAGGAGGUCAUCGCUUACAAAUGCAUAAGAGAUGGGAUGAAAGACAGCAUGGUGGCAAAGGUGUGCUCGCAGUGUGAAGAGUUGUUCAUGGACACCAUGCGCUCGCUACAGAAGGAACAUUUACGCAUAAUCUUGGAUAGAGACUGGACUACCGCGGUACAAGCAAAACAACAAACAUUCCGCGGUCUAACCCAAUACUACCAAGCGCAAGUUUGUCGAGCGAACAAAGCCGUUGGCGAAGAAAUAGCGCGUCUACAAAUCGCUGCAGAACUAUUAAAGACUAUGAGAGAAGGUUCUCCAGUAUAUGAGCUCGGCGCGAAGGCUGCGCGUCAACUGGCGGCUGCGAUUCGCGAUAAUGACUUUAUAUACCAUGAGAGGAUUCCCGAUGCGAGGUCGUUGGAGCCAGUACCUCGCGCGCCAGUUGCUCAAGCCUUGCCGCUGCAGGAUCGCUGGUCGCCCAAACAUAAAGAUCUAUUUGAGAAGUUGGUGCCAAUGCCAGUUCAUCAAGCUAUGCAAGCCAGCUCGGCGCGGCGCGCGGACAUUGUCAACGCAGAGAUCAACAAACUAAGAGAAGCUACACAGUUACUAAACAGCAUCCUGGCAUCUCUGAACCUCCCAGCCUGUAUCGAGACAGAAGGUUCUGGAGGCGCGGGUCUGCCGGAGUCCAUCCGCAGUAAGGCCGCCGCGGUGCGCGCCGAAGGUGGCUUGCCAGCUCUGCAACGGCUCAUGGCUGAACUGCCAGAGCUGUUGCAGCGGAACAGGGAGAUAUUGACUGAGGCGGAGCGUAUGCUGCGCGAGGAGGCGGAAGCGGACGCGGCCCUGCGCGCGCAGUUCGGCGCACGCUGGACGCGCACGGAGUCCGACAAACUGACGGAAGCGAUACGCGCCAACGCGUCCAAGUACUCGCAGAUCAUAGAUGGCGCUGUCAGAGCGGACGCCAUUGUCCAGCAGAAGUUCCAGCAGCAUAAAGAUAAUAUCGAGUUGCUUAGCCGCAGCGACGGAGAGAUAGACGCAGGCGUGCCCAACGCUCCCGCCCCAACGGGUGGCGAUGGGGACAUCAUCCGCAAUCUACGCAACCUUAUGACAACUGUCGAAGAAAUAAAAUCGGAGCGCGAUUCAAUCGAAUCCGAACUCAAGAGUGCUACAAUCGAUUUACGAGAGAAGUUCCUGUCCGCACUGGCGGCGGAUGGCGCUGUCGACGAACCUGCGAUAUCCGCAGGGGCCCUUGGCGCGGCCCUGGCGCCCCUACAGCGCAGGGCCAAAGAGUCCCUCGAGAGGCAGGAGACCCUGGCUGGGGAGCUACAGAAGAGUCACGCGGCCUUGAUGGAGUCCCGCGGGGGUGCCAGCAACCGCGACGAAGUUCUCGGCAAGCUUUGCGCGGCGUACGACGCGUACCAAGACCUGACUGGCAACCUUAAGGAGGGCGUCAAGUUCUACAAUGAUCUGACUCAGCUCUUGGUGGCCUUCCAAAACAAGGUGUCUGACUUCUGCUUCGCCCGAAAGACCGAGAAGGAUGAACUCUUGAAGGACCUCACCCAGGAAGCCUCGCGCUCGGCCCAACGCCCCGCACCCGCCCCACCGCAACACUAUCAAGAUGCUGUUAAUGAACCGGUGGUUGCUAAAAAGGACCCCCCUCCGCGACCUCCCCCUCCCUCAGCUGGCCCCGCCGCACCCCCCGCCGCCGCCGCCGCCGCACCAACCGCGCUGCCCUACCCGCAACAACCACAAGGCAUGCCGAUCCCGUACGGAGUGCCUGCGUCACCUUACCCCGUGUACGCUCCGAUGCCGGCGCUCUACAACCCGUACGCCACGCUCCCGUACCCGCACCACUCACGCGUGCCGCCCGGCGCGCCCUACCAGCCCUACCAGUACCCGCAGCACCCCGCCGGCUACCCGCAACCACCCCCCGCUGGUUACAAUCCCUACCAGCAGCACUAAACACGAGAACAUCCUAGCACGCGUCACGAAAGUUGAAAAAAAAGCUUACUGCCCCCGUUACUCAAACUUACUUUAUUACUUUAUUUAAACGUUUAUAUAUAUUUUUCCUGUUUGAUAAAUAUACGUAUUCGUUAUAUUAAAGCUGAACCCACGAGGCUUUGAAAAGAAACCCACCCUAUUCAAUAACUCUUCUGACAGAUGCUCCAUACAAAGAGCAAGCCGACAUCCCUUAAUGUCAAAUUCGUUUGUACAAAGAGGACACAUUGAAAAAUUUGCAGUCUUAAGAAGAAGAUUACCGUAACAAUCUGAGCCGGGUAUUUUUUUUGCCUUUAAAAUAUUAUUAUCACUUAGAACUAGGAACCCUAAUAUAACAGUUAAUUUAAAAGUUUAUUUAAAUAUUAUUAAUGUGAGACUUUAUUUUAUUGUAGCUUAAACCUUUUCAGAUACAUCUCCAAAGAUGGCAUUUAGUUGUUUAAUACCAAAAUUUUUACGGAUUAAACUACUAAUUUUAUAUAGCCUUAUAUUCCAAGUUAAUUAUAGUUAGCAAUUAUAAGUAGCAGGAUAUUUUACGUAGAAUCCUUGCAAUCGAAUCCUUUCACAAUUCAACUUUCGUGACGCAGGACAAAACCCGAUAUUAAAAUUGCAUUAUCAUUCUACAUAUAACUUCGAUAAAAACGUGUCUUAAACAUGAGCAUUGAGCAUACUUAUAAAAGGUUUUUAGGAAUGUAAAAAGCAUUAUUAUUAUCCGUAUGGAAACAUUUUAAGAUAAACUUCAUAAAAUACUGAAAUAACUCAUUUGAAUUUUAGUGCGAGGCGUACAAGUUUAUUAUAAAGCGAUUGUGGGAUUAGUAGUAUCUGUGGCCCAAUAAAUUUUUGUCACUUGUUACUUUGACUUCUAUAGUCGUCAUAUAAUUAAUAUUUCUCGACUUUUGAAUAUCUGCGUUACUGAGAAUAGUCUCAUUUUCUUUAGCUGGAUAAACAAAUU